UAUGUGGUAUCAAUGCUGACAGAUUGAGGGAUACACAUUAAGUGCGACAACCGUUGAUUUGCCAAUUACCCAAUCCUAGACAGUAUUGACCAAAGUGACAGCUGGCUUUGCCGACAAAACAGACCACCGGACACCAGUCACUAUUUACAUGACAUUUUAUAAGGGUCAACAUUCAUUUAACUUAAAACAUGCUGUAGUAGGCAUUACACGAUACCUCCCGCAUGAUACCUGUUGUGCACUGACCUUUAAGGUAUGUCAGCAUAAACAUUGUCUGUUCAAAUAUACCAAAUCUCAAACCACUGUUUACACAGGUCUCUAACGUCUAUACAGUACUGGUUUGGAAAUAUAGGCCAUGUUUAGUGCAGCUGUUGUAUAAACAUUUACAACACCUAAACCACCUCUACUAUACGCAAUCAUAAAAUAGUAUAUUUUAUCUCCCUGCUUAUAUCUAAAAUAAAACAUAUAAUAAUAAAACUUUUAACACUUAACAAAAUUUCCUUAUUCUCAAUAAAACACUCUAUAUAGCAAUGCUGUCUACCUCUUUCUUGUGUCGUAUUAGGUGACAUGCGUCAUUUUCUACAGUAUGUGUCCUAUCCUAUAACACGUUAAUUUUGUGGUGUACCUUUUAUCAUAGGGAUUCUAACUUCCUACAUCCAAUGAUGGAUAAUAGCCUGCUUCUGGCCGACAUUGGAGAGGAUAUCUACGUUAAACUAACCACACACGUGACAUCCACAGACGUCAAGAUGAGGCUCGACUCCUGCUACACACUGCCAUCUCCAGGAGCGGCAGAAAACUUUAAAUUUUACAUCAUUAGAAAUGCGUGCGUUACUGACAUAAACACACGUGUGCUUUACACCUCUCCCCACGAGACCAAGUUUAUGUUCCGGGAUUUCGAGUAUUCUACUGAUCAUGACAACUUGUACCUAUACUGCACUGCCACCUUCUGUAAUAGGACGGACCAUUCGUAUGUGUGUGACCAACAAUGUCACCACAGGGCGCUGCGUUCGGUCCUAGCUACAACUGGAGGAUACCUAAGGAGAGUGACCACUUCCGGUGCCGUACGACGACGUAUUGGUACAGGACGAGCUGUGGUGGAUGAACCGGACUUAACAGAAUCAUCUAGUCAUGCGCAGAGCAAAGGUAUCGACGGAGUUAUAUUUAUAGUAUCAUUGGGCGUGGUUGGUUUAUCAGUAAGCAUUGUAUUACUGGUAAUUCAACGUCGUCGUAAACAUAAACCAAGAGUUUGAUCACAGGAUGACAGGCAAUAUACAUGUAUACCGAUUUGCCUUUGAUAUUUGAAAAUAAAAACAACUAU
Pecten maximus is the source of this 1315-nucleotide messenger RNA. RefSeq names its product oncoprotein-induced transcript 3 protein-like. The record is from RefSeq and is a predicted model, not a curated record. NCBI's taxonomy places the organism in Eukaryota, Metazoa, Mollusca, Bivalvia, Pectinida, Pectinidae. The transcript has 3 exons. The coding region runs from base 657 to 1247 and encodes 196 amino acids.